ACAAACCAUAAAAAUGACAUUUUGCGGCGGGCGAAGUUUUUUUUAAUGUGCAUUUGAUGACAACUUUCAGAAUUCGUGUUUUUAGCGGCUUGUCUACAUUUAAUUUCAUGUUUUAAGCUAAUAAUGAGCUUGACUUUUUAAACAUUUUUUUACAAAUUGAACAAGUUCAGUAUUUAUUAAAGCGGAGCUAACCGGCUUUCCAAACAAUCAACAACAUGGCUACAAUUUACUCAGUAACUGUGUGUGAUCUUGUUGAUGAAACCGACUCCAACAAGCCGGAAAAAUUAUGCACAUUUCAUUGCUCAACCAUAGAAUCCGGCAUAAUGAGCUGUAAAGUUGUCGAAGGGUCGGAAGGCGAUGAAAUUGAUGAAAAGGCGCUAUACACGUUCGAUUUAACAGCUGACACAGACUGUGCAGGCUUAGGUGACAGGGCUGUUAUCAUUGAUGCGCAGAAGGUGAACAUCGCCGUGAAAUUUCAAAGUAUCAACGAUGUCCGACAAUUUCGAAACAACGUCUCCACCCUUCGCGGAAAUUUAUCUGUUACGUCCGUAUUCUCGAAUCGAACCGAAGAAACGUCGGCUUCGCAAUACUUCCAAUUUUAUGGUUACCUCAGUCAACAGCAAAACAUGAUGCAGGACUAUGUUCGAACCAGCACGUAUCAGAAAGCCAUUCACAGUAACAAAAGCGACUUUGAAAAUAAGGUUUGUCUUGACGUUGGUGCCGGAUCGGGUAUCUUGAGUUUUUUCGCUUCGGAUGCUGGAGCUGCAAAAGUCUACGCUGUGGAAGCUAGUAACAUGGCCGAGCACGCUAUUAAGUUAAUCGAAACGAAUAAGAGAGGAAACGUUAUCCAGGUGAUCGCUGGAAAAAUUGAAGAGAUUGAACUACCCGAAAAAGUCGAUAUUAUCAUCUCAGAACCAAUGGGAUACAUGCUGUACAACGAACGAAUGUUGGAAACAUAUUUGCAUGCUAAGAAGUGGUUAAAACCCGGUGGUAAAAUGUUCCCAUCCCGAGCCGAUUUGCACGUUGCUCCGUUUCAUGACGAAGCGCUCUACAUCGAACAGUACAACAAAGCGAAUUUCUGGUGUCAUAAUUCGUUCCACGGUGUCGAUUUGAGUACCAUGCGAACUGCAGCAAUGAAGGAAUACUUUCGCCAGCCAAUUGUUGACACAUUCGACAUACGUUGCUGUAUGAGCAAAUCCGUUCGACAUAUUUGCAACUUUUUAGAAGCCAACGAAACAGAUUUACACAAAAUCGACAUUCCACUGGAAUUUCACAUCCUGGAGACUGGCACGUGUCACGGUCUAGCCUUUUGGUUUGAUGUUGAAUUCAAUGGAACCGAUCAGCAAGUUUGGCUGUCAACAGCACCGACAGAACCCCUAACGCACUGGUACCAAGUUCGAUGUCUGUUAAUGAAUCCGAUUUUCGUGAAACAGGGCCAACUCGUCGGUGGUCACGUCACCUUAGUUGCUAAUAAAAGGCAAAGCUACGAUGUCACAAUGGAGAUUCACAUCGAAGGCACGUCGAUUUCGUCAACCAAUACGAUGGAUCUGAAGAAUCCGUACUUCCGCUAUUCUGGUGGUCCAAUUGUUUCGGCCCCCGCGCAGACUAAUACUUCACCGAAUGACAAUAACUACUGGGGGCAGGUCGAUGUGCAACCAUUAGUUGUCAAUGGCAUGGGUGAUGUUCAAAUGGAUUUAUCGCAAACUAUAACCAACACCAGUCUUUUGGGAAUCUCUGAUCAACCCAACAUUCAUCCCGGUUGUAUUUCGAGUACUGGCCGAAAUGGACGCCAAAGUGCGAUUCCAACACUGACAACUAAUAUCCAAGGCAACAUUGCUGGACUGGCAACGACACCACUCACCGGAAUAAAUUUGACGAACUCCAACAUCGGCGUUUCGAACAUAUUAUUACCGCAAACAUCGACACAGAAUCAGGCAGCUCAACAAUUGAUCGGAGGCGCUAUCUCGCCUUCACUAUUUGUGACGACGCCGCUUACGAGUAACAAUCUAGGGCAUCAUCAAGUAAUUUUAAAUAAUAUCCAGACUCAGAUGCCGAUACAGCCGCAAUUCGGACACGAUCUGUCGUUGUGGCAGCAUCAAUGAAUGUAUCCAUUCGUCGUACUUACAUCACAUGUUUCACACAUAUUUAAAUGUCAAAAAUGCUCUUCUUUUCUCGGUCCUAUUUUUGUGAGGAAUCAACGUUUUUUGUCACGUUCAGUGUUACACUAAUUAUAAAACAUUUAACGCCAGGAUUUGUACGUGCUAUAGUUUCCGACAAUAUACGACAAUUUUAGAGAUAAAA
Molecule: messenger RNA, 2301 nt
Organism: Bradysia coprophila
Lineage: Eukaryota; Metazoa; Arthropoda; Insecta; Diptera; Sciaridae
Product: histone-arginine methyltransferase CARMER-like
Biological process (GO): peptidyl-arginine methylation, to asymmetrical-dimethyl arginine; chromatin remodeling
Molecular function (GO): histone H3R2 methyltransferase activity
Source: RefSeq, a predicted model, not a curated record